Messenger RNA from Daphnia pulicaria, 1332 nucleotides. Its product is annotated as trypsin alpha-like. Gene Ontology annotation, biological process: proteolysis. The record is from RefSeq and is a predicted model, not a curated record. NCBI's taxonomy places the organism in Eukaryota, Metazoa, Arthropoda, Branchiopoda, Diplostraca, Daphniidae. The transcript has 8 exons. Gene Ontology annotation, molecular function: serine-type endopeptidase activity. Bases 157 to 1281 code for a protein of 374 amino acids.
AAGAAAUAUAUGGCAAAAUUAGAAAGAAUUCAACAACGUUAGUGCCCAUAUUCUCUUAGGAGGAGAUUUUAAGGCGUUUUCUCAAUAUUUGCGAUCCCGGAAUAAAAGGAACGAGACUCGAGAAGAAAAAUUCAGACGCCUUCAAACUUUAAGGUGAUGAGAAUGUCACGACUCCAACAUCUAGCAGGUUUCUUCUUUGCUGCUCUUCAUUUUCUUCUAUUCGCCGUCUGUCCGGCCAGCACCCGCAUUUAUCAAACGAACGAUGCCGUCGUCAUUGAAGUUGACGGUGUGGGACCCAGCAACUAUGCAAUUCGCAAUUUCGGCAAUCCUCCACCGAACCCGAUGAUGUACGCAGUCAAUCCGUACACUGGUCUCUUGUCCCAUCAGCCGUACCCAAAUUUUCAGUUCUGGCCUUAUCCUCUCUACAAGCCGGCCAGCAGCUUCUCUGAUGCCGAUGAUGUUACAGCAACUUCCCCUGAAUCCAGGCAGCAGAAUAUUGCCUGUGGUAAGGGACCUGCUUCACCACCUCAACGUUCCUUCCCAGAUGUCAGGAUUGUCGGUGGAUCCGAAGCCACACCAAAUUCUUGGCCGUUUAUUGUGGGUCUGAGGAAAGCAGGAUCUACAGGUGUGUUUUGCGGAGGAUCGAUCAUUUCCCCGACGAGAAUCCUUACAGCUGCUAGUUGCGUGAACGAACUAUCGGCGUUCGACAUUUCGACAAUGACUGUGAGCCUUGGCAUGCACGUCCAGGGAAUUCUCGAUAACACGUUCAGCGACGCACAGAUGACGAGGAGAGUUAGUCGCGUUGUCUACCACAUUGCUUUCAAUACAAAUACAAUGGUUAAUAACGUUGCCGUCUUGACGGUAACCCCACCCAUCGUUUACUCGGCUGCCAUUUCACCCGUUUGUUUGCCACCAUUCAAUAACGCCGUUAAUCCAUUUCUCGGCCUAGAUGCUGCCAUCAUGGGAUGGGGAACUUUAGCAUCGGGUGGAGACGCGUCCAAUACUCUGCAACAGGCAACUGUCAAAGUUAUUUCUAACGCUGCCUGUAAUAUUCCAUAUGAAAACUUUAUCAGGCCCCAACACUUCUGUGCAGCAGCUGAUGGAAAAGACUCGUGUCAAUACGACGGUGGUGGGCCAGCUGUCGUUCAAAACCCAAACGGAUCUUGGAAACAGGCCGGCAUUGUCAGCUUUGGAUUCGGCUGUGCAGAUCCAGAAUAUCCUGGAGGUUACUCCAGUGUGGCUUUUUUCAGGAACUGGAUUGACACCUACAUGAAAAACUAAAACGCCAUGCACUUUGGUACCAGCUAAUACGACACGGAUAUGUACUACGGU